Messenger RNA from Paramecium sonneborni, 811 nucleotides. The record is from the annotation of a GenBank genome assembly. Lineage: Eukaryota; Ciliophora; Oligohymenophorea; Peniculida; Parameciidae.
AUGAUUUGUGAUAUAAUUGAUAUUGCACUCCGUACACCUUCAUAAAAAGAAAGAAUUUCUUUUGCAAAUACUACAGUCUCUCCAGCUAGUUCUAGUGAUUCAUCAUUUGAAUCAAAAUAAAUUCCGAAACUAUAAAUUCCAAGACCUUUACUAACUCAAGAUGAAAAAUUCGAAGCAUCAUUAUGUUCAUUUGGUAUCAUGAUUUAACUAUUAGACUUUAAAUUAUUAAUGCCUGAUGAAGGAAGUCAAUUCAAUCAAAAGUUACUUACUUAAGAACUAAUUGAAAUGAGGUUUAUUUUAGAUUAAGAUGAAAGAUAAAUUUACUCAAAGCUCUAACCCUUUUAUUACAGUUUAGAAAUAUCUGAAGAAAAUGUAUUUCACUAUUAUAUAUAGUAGAUACUUAAUGAUGAUAGAACUACUUUGAUGCUUAAGAAUAUUCCUAAAUAUAUGAGACCAAGUGAUUUAAGGAAUCUCCUAAAUAAAGACUUUAAAUCUUAAUUUGAUUUUCUUUAUUUACCAUCUGAUAACAAUGUAAAUACUCAUAUUCUAUAAUUAGAAAGAAGGAAAUUUAGGUUAUGCAUUUGUUAAUUUUCUUUAUCCAGAAACAGUAUUAAAAUUCUUUAAGAAAUACAAUAAUAAUAAAUGGAAUAUAAAUGAUAAAGUAGACAAAGAUAUUUAUUAUAAAAGCAAAUUUGCCAAUUGAAGUAUGCAAAAUUACAAGGCAGAAGAGAUCUUAUGAAUUAAAUAGAUGAAUGACUCCAUUUUCUAUUGAAAAUUUUGAUGAUUUUUUUGUUUUUUUUCAAAUUUUGAG